Molecule: messenger RNA, 588 nt
Organism: Effrenium voratum
Lineage: Eukaryota; Dinophyceae; Suessiales; Symbiodiniaceae
Source: the annotation of a GenBank genome assembly
AUGACGGCGCGCCGGGUGCUGUUCAUGGAUGACUUCCACGCAGCGGCUAAGGCCUUGGCGUGGCUGUUGGCCAUUCGCUCGGUCGCCGAUUCCAUCCCGCCACCUCCUGGCGCUGGCGCCCUUUUUCGCUGGUCGGGACUUGCUCGCCUGGCGCCAGCCCCGCGGCCCUUCCUGGAGCUGGAGACCACCGACGUGUGGAAGAUCUUGGCGGCCAUGGUGAAAGGCAACAACCUUCGGCCGGAUCUGCCGUGGGUCUGCCUCAUGAGCUGCCGAAGUGGCCUCUGCCUAUACUUCCAGAGGGCCUUCUCGGAGCAUAGUGGCAGCCUGGCUGUUAGGAAGUCCGUGGAUCAGACGAUGCAGCGUGUGGAGCAGAUGCUGCAAAGCCUGGUCGGCUCAAAGAACGCCCGGCGAGGCCGCAGCCGAACUCCCCGCCACACAGGCACUAGCGAUCGCGAGGGUGGGGCUCCCCGUCCAGGAGGCCACGGCAAUGGGGAUGAUGAGUGGCACUUGGUGCAUUCGCCAGACCACGGAGACGCAGACACAGAGGAGGCCAUUGCCUGGACUAUGAAGCAACGCGGUGACAAUUGA